Molecule: messenger RNA, 337 nt
Organism: Plectropomus leopardus (leopard coralgrouper)
Lineage: Eukaryota; Metazoa; Chordata; Actinopteri; Perciformes; Serranidae
Source: RefSeq, a predicted model, not a curated record
GCAGUCUGCUAUGGGCUUUGAAUACAAAGGAGAUGUGCAGCAACAUGCAUCUCAGAAAGAUUACUCAAAGGGAUUUGGAGGAAAAUACGGCGUGGAGAAGGAAAAAGUGGAUAAGGCCGCUUUGGGGUACGACUAUAAAGGCCAGACGGAGAAGCACCAGUCACAAAAAGACUACGCUAAGGGCUUUGGAGGGAAGUACGGGGUGGAGAAGGACAAGGUGGACAAAGCUGCUUUGGGGUAUGACUAUAAAGGAGAAACAGAGAAACAUCAGUCACAGAAAGAUUAUUCCGCAGGUUUUGGGGGUCGUUAUGGAGUUCAGGAAGACCGCAUGGAUAAG